CAGCAGCCGCCAGGAGCGCGCAUAAAAGAAGAAGAUUGCAGCAGAGGCGCAGAAGGAGACUUGAGCAGGGAAUCGCAUGCACGCUCAACACAACAAAAAAGAAAAGGAAAAAAAAAGCAAAGCAGCAGACCAACCAGAAGACCACCCCUCCUUCUCCUCCUCCUCCUCCUCCCAUCCUUGGACACACCCUGCUUGAGGAUCACUGCUUCUCUCUCUCUACUAUUUUUUUCCUCUCUCAUUACCGCCCUCCGCCGUCGCCCACGCCGUUUGGACGGAGAGCUCUUCCUCCUCCAUCGUCCUGCAGAAAGCCCCCUUCUCUUUCCUUCCUCAUUUUCAUCCUAUAGAGGGACCCCUAUACAAUCUCCAGCAGGCUGAGACCCCGCUUAAAGGCCCAGCUUGUUAUUUUUUAUCUUUUUUUUUUUUCAUUUUCAUUUUGGAACUCCCAAAAAAAGGGGUGCGACGACAGCGCCGGAGCUUGGUUGAAGCAUUCGAGAUCAACGCGCAGAAGAGGGACCUAGUUUUCCUUUCCAGUGUACGUCAAGAAUGGUUACUCAGAUAAUCAGCACCAUGGAAACCCAGGUGUCCAACGGUCCGAGCGGAACCAGCCUGCCCAAUGGCCCAGUCAUCAGCACCAACGGCGCCACGGACGACAGCAAAACCAACCUGAUCGUCAACUACCUGCCUCAGAACAUGACGCAGGAGGAGUUCAAGAGUCUGUUCGGCAGCAUCGGGGAGAUCGAGUCGUGCAAGCUCGUCAGGGACAAGAUCACCGGUCAGAGUCUGGGCUACGGCUUUGUCAACUACGUGGAUCCAAACGAUGCGGACAAGGCCAUCAACACACUCAAUGGUCUCAAACUGCAGACUAAAACAAUCAAGGUAUCAUACGCCCGACCGAGCUCGGCGUCUAUUCGUGAUGCAAACCUUUACGUCAGUGGACUCCCCAAGACCAUGAGCCAGAAGGACAUGGAGCAGCUUUUCUCCCAAUAUGGUCGCAUCAUCACGUCCCGCAUUCUAGUGGACCAAGUCACAGUCGGAGCAGGCAUAUCACGGGGAGUGGGCUUCAUCCGGUUUGACAAGCGAAACGAAGCGGAGGAGGCCAUCAAGGGCCUGAACGGACAGAAGCCUCUGGGCGCCGCCGAGCCCAUCACUGUCAAGUUCGCCAACAACCCCAGCCAGAAGACGGGCCAGGCUUUGCUGACUCAGCUGUAUCAGACGGCCGCCCGCCGCUACACGGGGCCCCUGCACCACCAGACGCAGCGAUUCAGCGUGAUCCCUUCUCUUGGAAAGGGACCAGAUCCAAAUAGCAGCUCAAAACCAAUACUCGACAAUUUACUAAACGCCAGCUACGGAGUCAAGAGCUCUCCCACUCUCUUCCCCAGAUUCUCACCCAUCACCAUCGACAGCAUGACCAGCCUCGCCGGCGUCAACCUCACCGGUCCCACCGGAGCCGGCUGGUGCAUCUUUGUGUACAACUUGUCGCCCGAGGCGGACGAGAGCGUUCUGUGGCAGCUUUUCGGGCCUUUCGGCGCCGUCACCAACGUCAAGGUCAUCCGUGACUUCACCACCAACAAAUGUAAGGGCUUCGGUUUUGUCACCAUGACCAACUACGACGAGGCCGCCAUGGCAAUCGCGAGCCUUAACGGCUACCGCCUGGGUGACCGCGUGCUGCAGGUUUCCUUCAAGACCAGCAAGCAGCACAAGGCCUGAGGGAGGGGCCCUGCUGGCGCCAGCACCUUUGACCUGCACGGGGGGGGAUACCUGAGCUCCCUGUGCCAUCACUCUAUUUAUGGGCCUGGACUGAGUCUCUCUCUGACGCUUUGUCACACAAAUCCACACUAUAUAAUCGCAAACAAACACACACACACACACACACAUGUGCAGACAUACACAUGACCAAACCGAUCCAUAGGCAAGCAUCCACCAGUCAGAGUUUCAAACAAACACACUAGUGGAGUUUUUCCUGUUCUCUUUCCACGACAUGCUAGUCCUUCCCUGUCUUUGCCUGGAUUGAAUUAGAAGGGGUGCGUAGCUGCUUUGUUGGGUAGGGGGGUAAGAGCGAUCUAUUUAGGAGACAGUCUAACGAAUGUGACAAAGAAUGUGCUUUGAUUGAAUUCAGGCAAAUGAUGGCAACUGAUGAACAAAACAGAAAAAUAAUAAGAAAUAAUAAGAAUAACGAUCGAAAAUUUUAAAUGAAUAUGUGCAAUUUACCCCAAAACUACCCCUACAUCACCUCCUGUUUUCUUGCUUGGAGAGGAUGGAGUCACUUUUAUUUUAUUUUUUUUUACACUUGGGGCAUUUUGAAAAUCGGUGACUUUUUUUAAGAUCAAAGAAAAUGAAAUGAAAAAAACAGUGUUCUCUUAUAUACGUCUAUCAAAAUAUAACUAUAUAUUCAAUAUAUAAGGUGGUAAUAAUAGCCGAAUAUGUAAGCAUUUUCUAAAAACCUUGACUACUGUUUCCUGACGUGCUUUAUUGAGGUGGCAAAGGCAGUUUCUCAACCCCCGUGAGAGCUUGUUAGCUCUGACCUAACGUGACACAGUAGGUGAGUUCAUUAAUCCGGGAACCGGAACAAAAACUAGUCUGAAGGCCAUAAGAACCUUCCCCCCCACCACUACUUCACAGAAAAACAUCACACAAACAGAAGUCCACUAGAGCAAAUAUGACUAAUCUGUCCUUGGGUUGGAUUAAGAAGAAGCAGACUGUGAACUCGGAGAUUGGUGGCGACGGCGUACUUUAGGAACUAUCUUGAUGAACUUCUGGUUUUUGCAUUGCUUGUUAAUUGUCAGACUUAAAUUGGUAUGAAAAAACUAUGACUAAAAAGUAGCUGCGUGUCUGACGUGACGGUUUUUGCUGGUUGGAAUGUUGUCACACCCUAGAAAGCCGAUUGACAGAUGACUUAACAGGUCUGCAGAGAGCUAUCACAUGAAAAUGUCAAAGAAUGUCGCUGUUAAUCGGCAGUCUAGUCCCCCUGAUAAAAAUUGCGCCACAUGACAACGACAUAUAACAAGACAUAGAAUAUCCCUUGAGGACAAAGACUAUCUGUCCCUCCAGCUUUUCAGAUCUGAUGCUUUUUACUGCCAUGCUUCGGUUUGAAUGCUGCCACACCCAAGAAAGUCCAUGUGGUCAGGAUGAUACAGGACAACUGGUAAGAUAGAUUGACCAAUGACUGCGCAGGUCUGCAGAGAGCCAUUACAUGAAAACCUCAAAGAGCGCCGCUAUUAUUCGUCAGUCGAGUCCAUUCAGGUUCAAAAAAACGACUGACCAUCGACACCUGGCAAUGUAAAGGACUAUCACUCGAGGAGGAAGACUACGUGUCCCCUCCAGCUUUUCUGACAUGAUGGUUUUUGCUGGCAUGCUUCCAUUUGACCCAGGAAUGUGGUUAGAAUGAUACAGGACUACUGACAAAACAGACUGACCAAUGACUUAGGUCUGCAGAGCGACAUCGCAUGAAAACUUCAAAGAGUGCCGCUAUUAUUUGUCAGUCUAGUCCCCUGAUAAAAUCCUCCAAAAAACGACCGAACAUCGUCCGCAAGCAAAACCAACCGGCAAUGUAAAAAGACGACCAGCCCCUCCAGCUUUGCCCAACGCGUCUCAGUUUUACCUCUUUUCCGAGGAGCGUUGAACUCCCGCCCUCGCAACUAAAAAGACGAGUGCGCAACAUCAAGACGGCAAAUGGGUGCCACAUUUGUGCUUCCGUCUGCAAACAAGAGAACGGUAUUUGGUUUAUUUGUUUCGCGCUUCUCAAAAUAUCUCCAACUCGGCUCCCUUAAGGGAACAUGAAGGCAGACCCGUCUAUCUGAAGUGUCUGUCACAGACCCGACGUAAGCUCUACCACGGGGAGGGCUCACGUCUUUCACUAUCAAGACAUCUGCACAUGAUAAUAGAUUUAAAUAGGGUCAACUAUAUUCAAGACAUUUUUUUUUUUUUUUGCUUUUCUAAAUGACGCUGUGUUAGCCAAAGAGGACGAGCUCUUUGAAAAGGAUUACAUUAGAGAUAAAUCUAUUUUUAUACAUACAAAGGAACAAGACCUUGUGCUGAAUUUUUACAGAUUCUUAAGCUUGGGGAAAAAAAUUGGGACAUCGCAUGGCUUUACUUUAAACCCUCUGAUGUUUGCAGCGCGAGGGGUGGGGAACGAGCAUGCGGUGUUCUGGUGGGGAUCUAGGGAAAGGGGGGCAAAGGAACACUGUAUCGCAGAACAACUUCAACCGCUCGCCCGUGACGAACUUGACAGUGAAGACAAAAAGAAGUGAAUCUGACGUAAACAAAUAGGUCAAGCUCAACAGGUGGGGGUAGCAAUGACUCAUGCAUCUAUGCUUUUGACUGCAUCUCUCGUCCUGAACUUGUGCGCAGUGUUGCUCUGAGAAGCUGCGGUGAGACCAUCUCAUUGCCCACAGCUGACAAACUGAAUCGCUGCUUGCAAGCGGAAAAAAAAGGGAUUCGACGCGACAAUGCGGCUUUUGCUGAGCACGAUCCUUUAGAUAGAUUUGCAUUUUUUCUGCCAAAGAGUUUGCUUUGCAAGUCAGUGUAACUUUAAUAUCCCCAGAUUAAUUGCUGUACACAUCCGUUUUUGAUGGCGUAAGGACCCCUCUGUGUUUUGAGUUCUUACGUUUUGAACGCAUAUCAUUAAAAAAAAAAAAAAAAAAACUGAUGCUGAAACAUCACAGCAGCGAGCAAAUCCCAUUUACACACAUUUCACACAGAUGGCGAACGCUAAAGAAGCCUAUCAGAAACAAGUCAUGAAUCACAUCACCUCUCGACAAAAGGAACAAUAUUUGAUACACGACACCUCCCCCAACAUUCAUAUCAUCUGCUUUGUCCCACGACCGAUUCGAUCCCUAAAAGUAGUCAGUCUUACGAUGUCGCUGCUUCAUUUCCCGCUAAUAAGGCUAAUCUUGCAGCCACAUACCAGUGGGAGCCAUGUUAGAAAGCAGUCCACCAACAACAAUGACCGUCCGUAUACACGGUCUACUCACAGACCUUCUUCACCCAUCAUGUAUAGCCCAUGAGAGCCCAGGAGAAACAGGAAACAGUACCACCACACUGCUUGAGCGACAACAAUAAUCAUUUAAAAAAAAAAAGACAAAAAAACUUUCCUAUGGAACAGUAAGUGCAAUGUGCUUUGUUUUUAUAUUGACUGAGAACAAAUGAUAUAUAUUUUUUAAAAAAGAAAUUAAACGUCACACUGAAAAGGUCUGCGGAAGAGCGAAAGGAACAAAAAAAAGAAAAAGACAAAAAAAGACAGCGAGGGAAGAGAUCAGACGCGAGCCGGCUCGUUAGGAGAAAUCAAACGAGAGCUCUGAUCUGUAAAUUUCCAUAACGACCUCCUCAGCCCCUAAUUUGUGCUCUGACCAUGCAAAUUGUCUGACUUAAUAGAGCAAUCCUCAGUGACCUUGAAAGGAAGACUGUCUAAUAUAUCAUCAGUUUUUAGCCCAUGUCAACUUCAAAUAUCUUUUUUCUUCCUUCCUUCCUGUAAUUUAUUGAUUUCAUUGACAUAUCAGGACUCACUUGUUGAAUUAGUGUAUUUGUGUUGUUGAUGUUGCCAUAGAGAACACACAUGGGUCAAGAUUAUGUUUGGUUGCAUUGAUUGGGUACGCUUUGUUAUUUCCCUUCCAUUAUCAAAUUAGUUGCAGUUUUUUACAGUGUAUGCAGAUUUUAGACUUAGUUAGAUUCUUUUCUUUCAAUCAAACUGUGUUUCGAUUGUGUUUGUAAAAGUCUGUGGUAGCUUUUGUUGCAACAUAAAAAUAAUUUAAACAGAAAAAAUUCAAAAUAGCGCCAACAAACUUGUAUUAUUUGGGCGACUUUAAGCUUGUAGUUUUAACUUAUUGUUAACUUAAAAAACUAUUUAUUAUGAUUAUUAUUAUUAUUAUUGCCUCGUAUAAAGUAUGUUUUGUGUAUAUUUAUGGUUUAUUUCGUUAUAUUUGCAAGGUUAAAAGAUUUUUAAGUUUUUGCCAAAAUUGUGGUUACUCCAUUUCGUUUCUUGAAGAAAAAAAAAGGGAGGGGAGGGGGUGCAAAUAGAAAAACAGCUUUAGAAGUACGAUUUGGAAACGUUCUCCAUAGUCAAAGAAUGCACUGCUAUAUUUAACUAAUUGAAGUGUAUAAACAUACAUGCUGUGUGCUAGAUGUUAUGCCUUUACUGCCUGUGUUCUGUUUGUCUUGUUCAAUGAAAAUCUUUUAAUUAUUUAAUCUAAUCACAGUCUUGUUUUUUUCAACCGCUCGGCGAGCCCCUGAGACAUGGGACAGCGCCCCCACCUCCUUCCACUUUGGGUAUCCAUCCAGAACAAGGGGAGGGGGGUUGUCCCUCACAAGAGGCUUUCCUGCUCAUGCUUAAUGGGUCUUCCCUAAAAAGGGAUAUUAGAGAGAAUUUAUAAUGAUCGGACAGCAAUUUCUGCAAAGAAAAAUGUUUCUUUUUGGCCUGAAAUGUGUGGGGGAACCGGGUCCAGAGCUCAGUUUAUCAAUGACAUGCAAGCAGGAAGGUCUUCUUGUAUGAAAGGUGGGUGGGGGGCGAGCGGGCCUUCAGUUUCUCAACCAACUGUAUUUUGUGUCUAUUUAUUUAGAAGAGGGGACGCAGUAUACUUAGUGAUGUUUUUCUUACAUUUUUCCUGGAAUGGUAGAACAAAUCAAAAUCGAUCAAAGUAGUGGGAACACAAAAAACACUCACACUUCCAGACAUGACCAAACGAGCAAUGAGUAAAACUCAACAAAGAGAUCAAAGAAAAAAUACAAAUAAAACCUUUCAGUUUAGUCUAGGAUAUUUACUACUGGGAUUUCAGCUGAAGACGCUUGAAGACUUUUUCAUGGAAUUGUUUGAUUAUUUGUACUUUACAUGCCAGAAAAAAAUAAAAGAUACAAAUAUGA
Molecule: messenger RNA, 6852 nt
Organism: Dunckerocampus dactyliophorus (ringed pipefish)
Lineage: Eukaryota; Metazoa; Chordata; Actinopteri; Syngnathiformes; Syngnathidae
Gene: elavl3
Product: ELAV like neuron-specific RNA binding protein 3
Exons: 8
Coding region: 544-1707 (387 amino acids)
Cellular component (GO): ribonucleoprotein complex
Molecular function (GO): RNA binding
Source: RefSeq, a predicted model, not a curated record